AUGGGAAUUGUGUUUAAGCCGGCAACCACACCGGUACUGAUUUCCAAGAUCCCGUGGAAGGUGGUAUUCCAUUUUUGGCUCAGUCUUCCUGGAUUUUCGGUGCUAUUGGCAUUUAUAAUUGGAUACGGGCUUCAUUAUGAGCAUAUGACCAAUUACUUUUGGGGUUGUCGGAUUGUACAUUUGCCAUCGAUUUCUCGCAUUUUGAACUUUCCAAUCGAGCGAAUCGCAUGGAACUUGGCGACAAUUUCGGCGUUUCCACUUCAAUUUUUCAUAAUUUUGAGACAAUAUUUCUUCGAAUUUUCUGGAGCAACUCGUCGAAUUUUGGUGGGCUCAUCGAUUUUGCAGGCGAUGUUCAUCACAUUAUUGGCGACGGUUGGAGAGAGAGAGUCUGGAAUCUUACACGUGGCAUUCUUUUGCGGCUUCGCCUCGACGACAAUUCUCAAUUUUGCCGUGUACAGUAUGACGAAAAACGAUUUGUACAAAAAUCGACGAUUGUUGCUGCUCAUUUCCCUCGCGAUUUGCAUUCCAACAAUAUUCCUCGCAUUUUUGCUUCACAACGGAUUUUGUGUGAAAUUUGCCUACGAGAUUUUUGCGAGCUUCGAGUACCUCACCGUGAUUCUAAUUUAUUCAUUUCAUUUCUCGCAAUUUCCCAUCGAGCCAUUUUUGACGAUGGGCGCACUUUUGGCGGCGCCGUUUUGCGCGGCAUCGACGGCAUGCUGUUUUGGAAGCGCCGCGUGCUCGUUGUGCUGUUCGGCGUGUCCGACGAAUCGCAAUUCGACGAGCACUCGUAUCAUGUUCGCCAUAAUGCUUUUCGCAUCGACAAUAAUUGCAUCGAUCAUGCUGUCGCCGGGAAUUCAGAAUAAAUUGGCGGAGAACAAAUGGUUUUGCGAGGGAUUGAACGAGUACGCCGGCAUCAAUUGCGCGCACGCGGUUGGAUAUCAGGCAGUGUAUAGAGUUUGCGGCGGAACCGCCUCAUUUUUCCUGAUCUUCAUGUGCUUCAUGUUCGGCGUGAAAUCGUCAAAAGAUUCCCGCUCGACCGUUCAAAACGGAUUCUGGUUCUUCAAAUAUUUAUUGCUGAUCGGCUUGAUUCUCGGCUUCUUUUUCAUGAGAAGCGACGGAUUGUCAACACCGCUUAUGUACAUUGGAAUGAUCGGCGCUUUUGUGUUCAUUUUGAUCCAAUUGAUUCUAAUCGUCGAUUUUGCGCACGGAUUGGCCGAGAAUUGGGUGUCAUCCUAUGAGGAUAGCGACUCGCGUCUUUGCUACGCGAGCCUCAUUAUCACCACAUUCGGCGGAUUCCUCAUCGCCAUCGCCGCGCUGGUUUUGAUUUUCGUGUUCUACGCCGUCGGCGACGGUUGCGCGCUGCCGAAAUUCGCCGUCAUCUUCAAUUUCGUCCUCUGCGUCGCCGUCAGCAUUCUCUCGAUAACGCCGUUCGUGCAAGAAAAAAUGCCGCGCUCCGGACUCCUUCAGGCCGUCGUCAUCUCGUCGUAUGUCAUUUAUUUGACAUGGUCCGCACUCUCGAGCAAUCCAAAUGGGAAUUGCAAUCCGUCGAUUCAUAAUAUCACUCUUGGUGCGAUCGAUUCGACGAAAAAAGAAUUCGGUGUUCCAUUGCCGGCCCAAUCGAUCGUUUCUCUCCUCAUUUGGCUCAUAUGCCUCAUUUAUGCGUCGAUUCGCAAUUCGUCGAACACGUCGUUGGGAAAAAUCACCGGCGGGACUCAUGAUGAAAAUUUGCCGAUGAAUGACGUCGAAGGUGCCAAAAAUUCGAGAAGUUGGGAUAAUGAGAAGGACGGCGUCGCUUAUUCAUACAGCUUCUUCCAUUUCAUGUUCGCUUUGGCCUCAUUGUAUGUGAUGAUGACGCUCACUUCGUGGUAUAGCCCCGACAGCGAUUUUACACAUCUCAACUCAAACAUGGCCUCGUUUUGGGUGAAGCUCAUCUCAUCAUGGUUCUGUAUUGCGUUGUACGCGUGGACAUUGGUUGCGCCGGCGUUAUUCCCCGACCGCGAAUUUUGA
Messenger RNA from Caenorhabditis bovis, 2007 nucleotides. The record is from the annotation of a GenBank genome assembly. Lineage: Eukaryota; Metazoa; Nematoda; Chromadorea; Rhabditida; Rhabditidae.